Messenger RNA from Populus euphratica (Euphrates poplar), 1203 nucleotides. RefSeq names its product SPX domain-containing protein 1-like. The transcript is spliced from 3 exons. The coding region runs from base 118 to 990 and encodes 290 amino acids. NCBI's taxonomy places the organism in Eukaryota, Viridiplantae, Streptophyta, Magnoliopsida, Malpighiales, Salicaceae. The record is from RefSeq and is a predicted model, not a curated record. Gene Ontology annotation, biological process: cellular response to phosphate starvation.
CUUCGAAUAUUCUUCUCUUUACCGUUAUAUCUCCCCCCCUCCUCCACAUCCUCGUAUUCUCCCACACUCUCCCUCACCCUCUCCCAUUUUCUCAGCAACCAAGCACCCCCUCUCAAAAUGAAAUUCGGAAAAAGCUUGAGCAACCAGAUUGAAGAAACAUUACCUGAAUGGAGAGACAAGUUUCUCUCUUACAAAGAACUCAAGAAAAGAUUGAAACUCAUCGAGCCAAACAACAACAACAGCACAACCAAGAACAAUGGAGACCCCCGGCCGCUGAAAAAGCCAAGAUUCGCUGCCGCAGAAGGCGGUAGAGGAGAUUGCAAUGAAGGAAGCAUGACAAAAGAAGAGAUUGAUUUUAUUAAGCUGUUAGAUGAUGAGCUUGAGAAAUUCAACAGCUUUUUUGUUGAGAAAGAAGAAGAGUACAUCAUCAGAUUAAAGGAGUUGCAAGAUAGUGUGGCAAAGGCAAUCAAUUCCAAUGAAGAGAUGAUAAAAAUUAGGAAGGAGAUUGUAGAUUUCCACGGAGAGAUGGUUUUGCUGGAGAAUUAUAGUGCUCUGAACUAUACUGGAUUGGUAAAAAUACUGAAGAAAUAUGAUAAAAGAACUGGUGCUCUCAUUCGCUUGCCCUUCAUCCAGAGGGUGUUGCAACAGCCUUUUUUCACCACCGAUCUGCUCUACAAGCUCGUUAAAGAGUGCGAGGCAAUGCUCGACGGCCUCCUUCCAUUGAGCGAUGGGGAUGAUGACUUGUGUGGCGAUCCUUCGACCUCGUCAACCACCACAAAUGAUGGCCUACUCAGAUUCCCAAGGGAACUUGCAGAGAUUGAACUUAUGGAGAGUUCAUCUAUGAAGAGCACCAUAUCUGCACUGCGGGUUCUAAAGGAAAUUCGAAGCAAGAGCUCCACUGUUAGUGUUUUCUCAUUGCCACCACUUCAGAUAAGCGGAUUGGAGGAUGCUUGGAAAAAGGUUCCUAUACUUGAACAAGAAGCCAAGUAGCAGGAUUCUGGGGGAUUGUAGGCUUGCCCCACUCUAUUCUGCAAAAUUUCCUUCUAAAAGAAAAUCUCUUUCAAGUGACCUUUCAUGCAUGGAUUAUGCAUAUCUACGAUACUAACACAUAUUAAGAUGUUAAUUAAUUAAUGAAUCUUCUAAGCACAAGUAUGUACAGCCGAAACCUUUGCCCCUCUCAUAUUUCUGUUCACCGUCUUCUGA